This is a messenger RNA of Marasmius oreades (fairy-ring Marasmius), 1089 nucleotides long. RefSeq lists its product as uncharacterized. The record is from RefSeq and is a predicted model, not a curated record. The coding region runs from base 1 to 1089 and encodes 362 amino acids. NCBI's taxonomy places the organism in Eukaryota, Fungi, Basidiomycota, Agaricomycetes, Agaricales, Marasmiaceae. The transcript has a single exon.
AUGUCUUUGGAUCGCCAGAAUCAACCGCCUCCUCAACCACAGCACAGUUCAUCUUCGUUACCUACUGGUCCUUCGAUUAAUCUUUUUAAUUCAAAUAACACUCCCAAUAUUCCUUAUCAACUUUCUUCUAAUGUUCCUUAUCAACCUGUUUAUUCUCCUGUCUCUCCUACAUAUGGAGUAAUUCCACAAUCGGCUCCUCCUCUUAGACUGAAUCGCUUUACAAUUCCUCGUUCUUCUUCUUCUCAAUUCAACUUAUUGGCUAAUGGCCAAAACCUUCCAAUGCAGAAUACUUUUGUUACUCCUUCUCAUGCUUUGUUGAAUUAUGGUGCUGCUCUCUGGGAACUUCAAUCUGCUACUAGUGGCAAUCUGUCGAAAGAUGCGGGUUUGUCUUCAACAACACAGAUCCCUUUUUCAAUUUCUACCAACAGAAUUGCACCCACAAAUAGCACACCCAUCAUUGAACGAACUGUACUACCAUCGGUAGAUGGUAACAUAGAUAAUGGGGGUGUGAUGUCUUCAUCGUCAUCUCGGGUACAUGUUCCUACUCGUUUUGAUGAUCCUGACAGCAGUACAAAUGGUCUUCUAGAACCUACAGAUGUUCCAGAUGAACAUCACCGAGAUUCUCCUCCUCAUAUGUCUCAAUCUUCUCAAACUCGUUCUCAUAAUCCAAACUCGUCGUUAUAUGUCACUCGCUCUGAAAUCACUGAACUCACAGAAACUUUACAUUCACUUAUAGUUAUGGUACAACAUCAACAACAUCCGUCUAAUGAACAUCAGCACGAUGUGACACAGUCAUUGCAUAACUCAUUGCAUGCUGAUGUUCGUGCACCAUAUCCAGACAUGACACUGUCAUUAUACAACUCGCCUGGAAUGGGGAUGGGUUUAUUUCCUCCUCCUUAUCAAACACAACCGAUUCCACAGACUUCUUUUGUUCAUUCUUAUUCUCAAAAUUUCAAUUUGGACUCUACUACUUUACAGAAUUCGCAAUCAUUACUUCAAGCUUAUAUUUCUCAUCCCCCAUCUACUGCUCCUACUACCACUACUAUACCUAUCCUUCAGGGACGUUCAAAUUUUUGCACAAUGGUCUGA